Molecule: messenger RNA, 668 nt
Organism: Dufourea novaeangliae
Lineage: Eukaryota; Metazoa; Arthropoda; Insecta; Hymenoptera; Halictidae
Gene: MCTS1
Product: malignant T-cell-amplified sequence 1 homolog
Exons: 6
Coding region: 70-618 (182 amino acids)
Biological process (GO): formation of translation preinitiation complex
Molecular function (GO): RNA binding
Source: RefSeq, a predicted model, not a curated record
GAUUGAAUGUAUCAUUUAGGUGUCAGUAAUUCGUUGACGUGUAGCAUUGUUUUAUAAAAAAACAGGAAGAUGUUUAAAAAAUUUGACGAGAAAGACAGUGUUUCUGGUAUACAACAAUUAAAAUCAUCAGUUCAGAAAGGAAUUCGUUCAAAACUCUUGGAACUUUAUCCUCAUUUGGAGAGUCACGUGGAUGCUAUUAUUCCAAAGAAGGAAUCUUUUCGAAUUGUAAAAUGUCAUGAUCACAUAGAGAUCAUAGUAAAUACAGCAGGAGAUCUUAUGUUUUUUCGUCAACGCGAAGGACCUUGGAUGCCCACUUUAAGAUUAUUACAUAAAUAUCCAUUUUUUUUACCAAUGCAACAAGUUGAUAAAGGUGCUAUCCGGUUCGUUCUUAGUGGAGCAAAUAUUAUGUGUCCAGGUUUAACGUCGGAAGGUGCAAAGAUGACAUCUGUAGAAAAAGGAACAGUUGUUGCUGUUAUGGCUGAGGGCAAGCAACAUGCUUUAGCUGUUGGUGUUACUACAUUAUCAACUGAAGACAUUGUUAAAGUGAACAAAGGAGUGGGUAUAGAAAAUUGUCAUUACUUGAACGACGGAUUGUGGCAAAUGAAACCUGUGAAGUAAAAGACUGAUUGUACAUUGUUGAAGAUUUAAUAAUGUGCGAAAACAUCUUG